CAAGGAUCAAACCGACCUGCAGUCCGUCCUUAUCUCAGAGCCGCUUCCUUUAGAACAAGAUGAUUCUGCUGCUCUGUCUGCUUUACUUGAUCUGUGGAGAACCUGUUUGGAGUCUGAAGGAAGAAAAGUUCACAGUUAAAGAGGACAUUCAACAGGUGGCCGUGGCUAACAACAGUCUUUAUGUCGCUACAGUAAAGACACUUUAUCGGUGGGUCAACCUGAAUGUGGAUCCCAGCCAGAGCCCUGAGACGGCUCAGCUUCCCGCAAAUUUUAGCAUUUACGUGUUCUUAUUUGAUAAGAACAACAGAUUGAUCAGCUGUGGUGUGAAUGAAAAACGAAACUGUUACUGUGAGAUUCGGGACCAGAAGAACAUCAAAAAAACUGUUUACAGUAAAUCCAUCCAGGUGGGACCUCAGAGGAGCAGCAGUGGGUCUGUCAGCUUUCUGGUGGAUGUGAAGGAGGAUUCAGGUCAGACUGAGACUUACAUUCUGACAGCAAUAAAGAACCCGAGAGACAAGACAAAGUGUAGCACUGAUUUAAAGACAAUCAACCUUCAAAACACUGAUCAAAACCAGCCUGGGGAAAUAUUUUCCUGGUCUGGUCAAUCAGGUGAUAAACCUGGGAUCCAAACUGAAGCUGAUGUAGAGUUUGUGGACGGAUUCCAGAUCAACUCAACAGUGUAUCUGUUCUCCAACGUGGCAUCAGGAGGUAAAACCAACAAAGUCCGUCUGAUCUGGCUUCAGGCUAAAACCAACAAAACUCAGACUCUGGAGUCUCUUCAUGGAGCGACUCUCAGUUCCUCUGGAGGCAGCAGACUGCUGGCCUCCUCGGUCGUCCCAGGUGGACAGCAGGUCCUGUGGAGUGGAGUGUUCAGUGUGGACGGAGGAGAAAGCAACACUGAGCUGCUGCUGUUUGACGUCAGUCCUGAUCUCAGCAGGGAGGCAAACACAGAUCCUGACUUUUAUACAUUGGUGGACAAGCCAAAAAACCCGUCAGAACCAAAGUCCCUAGAACCGAAGGCUGUUCUGUUCAAGAAGAAAUACAUGAACUCUGUGUUGGCGGUGAAGCAGGACAGCUGGACGGUUUUCUUCAUUGGAACAAGCAACGGGCAGCUCAUUAAGCUUCCUGUGGACAAGAACAAUCGCCCAGCAUGUCCAAAGGAGCACUACAGGGCCAGUGGUAAUGAGAAAAUUUUUUCAAAAAUCCUUCUGGACCCAGUGGAUCAUAAAUACAUAUAUCUGCAGUUUAAAAAACAGAUUGAGCGCGUAACAGUGUUGAACUGCGGAGAAUACACGAGUGCGGAGGAGUGUCGUACGGAUCCAUUCUGUGUCUGGUGUGUCUCUGAGGAAAGCUGCACAUUUAGUAAAGAUGAGUGCAAAGACGACUGGAUGUCCAUCCCUGAUGAAUACCAACAGGAAGUGAUUUCCUACAGAGCUGACAAGGACUCCACUGGACAGGUCAAAGUAGUCAUCAAAGUUCACCUGACUGUGGCACAGAAGAUUCGGUCUGAACUUACCUGUGAGUUCGUCACAAACCUUCGCUGGCAUUGUCUGCCACAACCUCAGUACCCACAAUGCACCUGCAUUCUCUCUGACGAGUUUAAUGCUGAAGAACUUGAUGUCACUGUAAAUAUUGCAUUCAACAAAACAACACUGACGAAGCAUCUAAAGCUAUUCGACUGUUCUGACAUUUCACUCUCGUGUCAGCAGUGCAUCAGAGCCGGAUGUGGCUGGAGGGAGAGCCGCUGUACCUGGGACAGUGAAGGAGUGCGGAAUGACAGUGUUUGCCGAAAGUCCACCUCUCAGGGAAACCUUGUGCGGCCGGGGAACAUCUCCGUCUUUCCCAGUCGUGUGUCUUACUACGGCAGAAAUAACGCUACUUUGAGAGGUCACAACCUCACAGAUGUGAUUGCCGUCAAGGUCCACGCAGAAAUGGACUGUUCCCCACAGGAAUCUCCAGUUUGGAACAACACUGGUGAGAGUCUGACGUUCCACAUUCCCAGUAGAACCAAUGAAGCUGAAGCCAAAGUGUGUGCUGUCCUGUCUGAUGGGAGUUGCCACGGCGAAGCUGAUAUAACCUACCAGUCAGCGCCAUCUUGUACUGAACGGUUACCUGUCUUUACCUGGAGAAGUGGGAAGAGGAAGGUCACAAUUUUUGGAUCUUAUUUGGACUUUGUGGAAAUGGUCGUGCACUAUGCUGGCUCAGACAACUAUUACAAAGAAACAGUUCCUGAGAACAAAACCUUUGAGAAUCUCACCUAUGAAACACUUGACGGAAGAACUGCCUCAUGGUCCUACAGACUGUAUUUGAAAGUAGCCAAUGAAACAUUGUCUUGCUCUGCAAUAAACUACCAUCCAGAGCCACAGUUUCCCACAUUUGUAUCAAGGAGGACAGGAAACGAUGUCCAAGUUAUGAUCCAGUGUCUAGACGGGGGCCUGGAGAUGACAACAGAAGAGUUAUCAGUGUGGGGCUUAAAGGAUGGCAAGCAAUACCCCUGCAUCAUGAAGGGCAAAAAUAAAACGCAUACUGGGGCAAACUAUUUCAUCUGCCAAAUUCAAAACACAACUCAUGUCAAAUUUUCUCAGUUAAUGAUUAAAUAUGGACUAAUGACAGUUCAGGUGGGGAAUCCACCUCUGUUUGAUCAGUACCUUCUGAUGCUGCGCCUUCUGCUGGUUCCCUGUGGUACUGCAGUGCUGGUGAUUAUCUGUCAGUGCCUUGCUAUGAAGAACAAGCCCUGAUCCUUGGCGUCCUUCAUCCUCAGAGUUCCAGGAAAUAUGUCAUUUAUGAAAUGUUGGAUUCAUUGAUAUUAGAUAUGACAUAGCUUCUCGCAAGGAUUACCUUUAUGUUGAACAGUUUUGUAAUUUGUAAGUGGGAAACCUCUUCCAUGUUUUCAUUUCCCGCAAAUUCUUUGCCAUAUUAAAAGCCAACAGCCUCUGAGUGACCACCAUUAUGGUAGAAAGAGUUAUAGUUUAGAAUAAUGGAGAAAACUGCAGCAGGUUAAUGUAACUCAAUAACCUGCCAGAGUAAAACAUGGUGUUUAUCUCCAGACGCUGAGGCCUAGCAGCUUGCCGCUGUGUGUUUGUUCAGCUUCAUCAAAAGAACUGAGAGGUGGAGUCGUUCUGUUCUGUAAUUCUCCUGUUAAUGUCAAAUCAUCUUGAUCAGAGAUUGCAUGUUGUAUCAUACAAAUUCUUUUCUAGCUUAUUGCAAGUAACAAUGAAAUCUGAAAUGUGAUCAAGGGCAUAAAUGAUAAUCCUGUUGAUUUUAUGUAUAGACUGACAAAUAUUGCAAAACUAAACAGGUUUAUAUGCAUCUUAGAUCCUUUAAAAUAUAUAUUUACUCUUUGUCUUACGCUUGCUUGUUGAUAUUUGGAAAUGUAUGUAACAUAUUUCAAAAUCUGUGGCAGAAAUGAGUGAUUGCAUAAAUAUUCACCUCCUUCAAAGUGAGUGACCUAAUUCAGCAGAGGUCCAGCCCAGUGGUGACAGUCGUCUCCCAACCAGUGGCAUGGAGAUCAGCCGAGAGGAGAGAGUGUAUGGAUAGAAAAAACAUCUCUUAAGGCUGUGAACAUCCUGUUGGGUUCAGGUCAAAGAAUGGAAGGAUUGUGACCUUUGUGACGAUGUGCCUGGAUCAGACGACCUCACAACCCGAGAGACCGUGAAGAAGAAGAAGAACACAGACCCUGGGAGGGUCGGAAAGGACGAAGGUAAAAUGAAGAGCUACAGCUGAACACUGGCUGGAAGGAGGUGAAUAUUUAUACAAUCACUUAUUUCAUCUGACAUUUUUUAUUUGUCAAAGUCAGUUUUCACUUUAACACUUUGAGUUGUUUUUUUUUUUUCAUUUUUAUUGAUGUUUGAUUGUUAAAAGCAAUAAAAGGCGGUGAACACGUUUUGUAGGCAC
This is a messenger RNA of Xiphophorus couchianus (Monterrey platyfish), 3894 nucleotides long. Its product is annotated as plexin-C1-like. The record is from RefSeq and is a predicted model, not a curated record. The transcript has 16 exons. Lineage: Eukaryota; Metazoa; Chordata; Actinopteri; Cyprinodontiformes; Poeciliidae. Gene Ontology annotation, cellular component: plasma membrane; semaphorin receptor complex. Gene Ontology annotation, molecular function: semaphorin receptor activity; protein binding. Gene Ontology annotation, biological process: regulation of GTPase activity; regulation of cell migration; positive regulation of axonogenesis. The coding region runs from base 60 to 2738 and encodes 892 amino acids.